Melanaphis sacchari is the source of this 801-nucleotide messenger RNA. Its product is annotated as leucine-rich repeat-containing protein 45-like. The record is from RefSeq and is a predicted model, not a curated record. NCBI's taxonomy places the organism in Eukaryota, Metazoa, Arthropoda, Insecta, Hemiptera, Aphididae. Gene Ontology annotation, cellular component: centrosome. Gene Ontology annotation, molecular function: protein binding. The annotation marks the transcript as partial. The transcript is spliced from 5 exons.
AUUUGCAAUAUUUAUCGAAAAUUAUGUUUAAAAAACAAAGUAAUACCCAAUGAAUUUAUUACAUCAUGUUUAUACAAUGCAAGUGUUUAUGGUGAAUUCAAUUUGAAAAGUACUACAAUUACAGAACAUUCUUGUUCGUUAAUAGCUGAAACUUUAAAAUAUGAACCCACUAUUAAUAUUUUGAAUUUGUCUGAUUGUCUACUACCAGCUGAUGGGUUGAAAAACUUUUUAAAUUUGGUCAAUUAUUUAACAAAUUUAAAAAUACUAAAUUUAAAAGGAAAUCAAAUUGGAAAUAAUCUAACAACAUAUAUUUCUAAAACAUUAUUAAAUAAUACUAAUAUUACAGAACUACGAUUGGAUUGGAAUAACAUUGGUGAUUCAGUUGAUACAUUUUCCCAAUUUUGUCAUAGUUUAAUGUCAAAUACAGUAUUAAAUACCUUAAUUUUAGCAAAUAAUAACCUGUGUCAAGCAUGCGGAUUUUAUUUAGCUAGUAUGUUAAACAUAAAUAAAUGCUUAAAGAAUAUCGAUUUAAGUUGGAAUUGUCUAGGUGAAACAGGAGCAGAAUUAUUAAUGAAAUCAUUAAAAAACAAUGAAAUUCUUUUAGAAUUAAAUAUUCAAGGAAAUUCUGUAUCUAUAGAAAUGUCCACUAUGAUAGCCAAAAAACUAAAACAGAAUAAAUCAUGUAAAAUUAACCAAAAAGAAGUUGAAGUUGGUAACUUAAAUAUCCUUGAACAUGUUAAUAAAAAUUACCAAACACAAUUGAAUAUUCUUGACAAUCAAUAUCAAAAUCGUGUCGAGUAA